Macrobrachium nipponense is the source of this 3193-nucleotide messenger RNA. RefSeq names its product delta-aminolevulinic acid dehydratase-like. The transcript is spliced from 9 exons. The record is from RefSeq and is a predicted model, not a curated record. NCBI's taxonomy places the organism in Eukaryota, Metazoa, Arthropoda, Malacostraca, Decapoda, Palaemonidae. Gene Ontology annotation, biological process: heme biosynthetic process. Bases 106 to 1113 code for a protein of 335 amino acids. Gene Ontology annotation, cellular component: cytosol. Gene Ontology annotation, molecular function: zinc ion binding; porphobilinogen synthase activity.
CAGAGAAGGAAGAAGGAAGGAGCCGGUGUCACGGACCAAGCAACAGGUGACAGGUUGACUGUUUUAAUCUCAAUUAAUCGUUGUCAGCGCCGGAAAUAGACUACAAUGGCAUCCUAUGAACCUCCAGCCAAAAGAAUUCUUCACAGUGGCUACUUUAAUGCAACCCUGAGGAAAUGGCAGUCGUCCAACACAGAAAUUCAUCCAUGGAACCUGAUGUAUCCCAUAUUUAUUGUUGAUGAGCCCGAUGCAGUGCAACCUGUGGACAGCCUUCCUGGUGUGUCACGGUAUGGAAUCAACCGACUUGAUGCCGCAAUCAAACCCCUUGUUGAAUUGGGAUUGAGUUCUGUUCUGCUUUUUGGCGUUCCAUCAAAUAUGCCAAAGGAUGAGGUUGGAUCCAGUGCUGACAGCCCUGAUACGCCUGUGAUACAAGCUAUCAAGAUCUUGAGAGAGAGAUUCCCAGACCUUGUAGUUGCGUGUGAUGUUUGUCUCUGUGCAUACACAAGCCAUGGCCAUUGCGGUAUUUUGAAGGAAGAUGGCACUAUCGACAACUCCCCCAGCAUCAAACGCCUAGCAGAACAAGCUACAGCCUAUGCUAAAGCAGGUGCUCAAAUCAUUGCCCCUUCUGACAUGAUGGACGGACGCGUGGGAGCUAUUAAGGCUGCCCUGCACGAAGCUGGUCUUCAGUCCAGUGUGUCUGUGCUCUCGUACGCCGUAAAGUUCGCAUCCUCUUUCUACGGACCUUUCAGAGAUGCAGCGAAGUCUGCUCCUAGUUUUGGUGACCGAAGGUGCUAUCAGUUACCUACUGGGUCAGUGGGGCUGGCUAAUAGAUCUGCUGAACGAGAUGUGGAAGAAGGGGCAGACAUGCUAAUGGUCAAACCUGGCAUCUCGUACCUUGAUGUUGUUAGACAAACCAAGGACAAGUACCCUAACCAUCCCCUUUUCAUAUACCAAGUCUCUGGUGAAUAUGCGAUGCUUUAUCACGGAGCAAAUGCAGGUGCUUUCGACCUCAAGACAAUACUGAUGGAGGUCCUUACUAGCAUGAGGAGAGCAGGAGCUGACGUGAUUAUCUCGUACUACACUCCAAUGGUCUUGAAACUCCUGAAGGAAACAUAAUCAGGUUCUCUGUAGGUAUCAGUUCUCCGAGGUCAGGCACUCCUUCCUUUGAGGCGUUUUUGGCGUUCCUAUGAAUUAGGCUUCCACAGGUGGUAGUUCAGCACUUUCAGUUUCCAUGCCUAAAUGUCCGUUCGUAAACUGAGUAAACCGUGCCUUGCUAAGUGACAGUUCAUUGACUCGUUAUUAAGAAGUAAUAUGCCUAGUACAACUGGUAUUAGUAUAGGCUUUAUGGUCGAGUGUUUGGGUGAAUAUUUUAAAAUUUUAUUGGCUGCGCAAGUUGUAAGUUUGCAUCUUGGUUGGUCAAUGAACUUAUUCAAAGUUUAUUAAUUUAACUAUUUAAGGUGCUUUAGAAGCAUGUUCAUUCCUAAAAUUGAUUUAACAUUUGCUCUUUGAUCUUUGGAUAUAACUAUUCCUUGCCAGGUGUUCAAGAAACUAAGAUUAAUCAUCUGUUAUACCGAGACUAGUUUGAAAGUCCUGAAGGAAGGAAAGAGAGAAAAGAAUAUAGAAUAAGUUUGGUUCAACCCAGAGGAAAUGACAGCCUAACUUAAUUAAAUUAAUCUUUCCAAGCAAAAAGUUCUCUCUAUACUUGUCAAUGCUCCUGUGUUCGUGUUAGAGCUGCGUGCAAUAAGAUCUCUAGUUAAAAUAUUUUCUGUGACUAAAAGAUUUGUAUAAUUUUAAGUCCUUCAAAGUUUUUAUAUAACAUAUAUCAAACCAUAUAACAUCUCUCAAGCCCACCAUAUUGUAAUAAAUGCAAGUUAUUAUGGACUAAUGUCUUACAGCACCAAAUUUUAACAAAGCAUCGUGAUUCGUGGGUUGUAGCAUUCUUUGUACAUGAAACGAGGACCACAUUGAAGCACUUCCAUCCUGUCUUGAAUGUGGUUGUUAUUGUUAGACUUUUUCCUGUUGUAUUUGAUGAAUAACCCACAUGGGCCAGUCCUUGUAUGUGGAGAUAUCAGGUCAAAACUAACAGUUAGUUUGUUUUGUGUGAAUGUCUGAACUUCAACCAGCACUGAAUGUCAAGUUUUGUAAACGUCGGUGUUUAUAUUUUUCAGGAGUUGCAAUUUAUUAAACAAGGUAAAAUUUUAUAUUUAGGGCAAAACCCAUUGGUCUAGCUGUAUUAGAGUUGAGAAUUUUAAUUUGUCUGGUUGCUACCUAAUAAUUGCACUAAAAAAAUGUUAGCCGAGGUCCUCAGCAGUAAAAAUGACCGUAGUCCGCACUGCAUGCAGUAGAUACGUAAAUUUGCAUUUCUAUGAAUAUGUAUGAAUUGGAUAUUCAUAAACAUAUGCAGUAGAUGUAAGGUAGUCUCAUUAGCACACUUUCUUGGAAUGUUAAAGUAGUAUCUUGCCACCAAAAUUUGGACCAAGUAGCCAGUAUGUAAUAACUGAUGGAUUUUAUUCCAAUGAAUUAUCAUCUCAGAUUAACUUUGUGGUAAUUUAAGGUGUCCAAGUUCAGGCUUUUUCUUCAUCAUUGUAGGAAUUACAGGUAGCUUUGGUUGUGCUGAAAUAUGAAAAAUUACGGUUGUUUUGCUUCUUGGUACAAAGUUUGGCAGCAAUACUUAUUACUUUUAAGGAACAUUCUCCCCUACUCUGUUCAAAUAGCAAAUGUAAUUUUUUAAAAACUUAAAUCUGCAUCAGUUUAACUAUAGUAGUAUGAGACUUCCUCUUAUAAAACUGGAUAUUAUUAAGGCCUUUGCAUUGGAAUGUUCCAUUGUAAAUGUAGAUUCGAUAAAAAUUACUGAUGGCUGAUAUCACCAAAGCUUAUGAAGAACAUACAUUAUACUAUGAUUCAUUAACCAUCAAAUUUCAAGCUAGAAUCCAAUAAUCUUUGCUCAGAGGAACAUAGCACAAUGAUCAUAUCCAAACCUGGUUACAAUAUCAUUUGUUGCAGGUAUUUUACAGUUUAUAAGUGAACGAGUAAAUGCAUGAACUAAUAAUGUAGAUAAUUUUGCUUGAAACAUGGAUUAAAUCUUUUUAUACUCUAAGGUUGUGCAUUUGUACAACAUACUUUUGUAAUAGUGACUGAUUUUACUUUUGUAUUAGUGAUUGGCUUUGAAUUAAAUAAAUUCAAGUAAUUUUUAAAA